This is a messenger RNA of Drosophila rhopaloa, 8650 nucleotides long. RefSeq names its product heterogeneous nuclear ribonucleoprotein D-like (gene msi). The coding region runs from base 580 to 2454 and encodes 624 amino acids. The record is from RefSeq and is a predicted model, not a curated record. Gene Ontology annotation, cellular component: cytoplasm. Lineage: Eukaryota; Metazoa; Arthropoda; Insecta; Diptera; Drosophilidae. Gene Ontology annotation, molecular function: RNA binding. The transcript has 7 exons.
GUUACAACAGCCAGUUGAUUCGAAGCGAUUCGAAGCGGACCGAUUCGUGGUAUCGUCGUCGUCGUUUUGCCGUUGAUUUCCGUUUGUGCAUCCAGAUAAAGCCUAGUCUUGACUUGACUUGAUUCUCGACUGGGCCUUAAAUCGAAACCGAAACCGAACUCGGCUAAUGGAAAAUAAACAAACAAAGAAAGCUCAAAUUUUGUUUGCCGCGUAUUGAAAAAAAUCUGAAACGUUGCCAGCAAAUCUUGGUGUUAUAAAAAUGAGUAUUACCUAAAAAAACAAGAAUAAAUCAGUGCGGUUACUUAACAAAAAAUCUUUAACAAAAUAGUUAAAAGGUCAACUAAAAAGUGCAAGAAAAAUUAAAAAAAAAACAGUAAACAAAAGUAUUUGGUGCAAACGCAUUAAAGUAAUUUUCUCAGCGUGAGUCUGUGGGAUAAGCGAAAAGCCAGCAAAAUUUACUGCUUUGGAAACUCCGAUUUCAACAUAAACACCAACACCGGCAGCACCAUCAACCCCCCCAGCGGCACCACCCACCUCCAGAUUCUGCACCACCAGCACCACCCCCAAAACAGCGCGAGAAUGCUGUUCGAGAAUCCGGCGGUUGCGGCCAAGUUGCCCUUUCCGUACAACGUGCCUCCGCCUCUGCAGGCGGCGGCGGCAGCAGCGGCGGCUGUUCCAAAUCUAAGGUUUCAGACACCCAUUAAAGCGUUUGCCUGCCUGACAGCAGCCACAAGGUCAGUAUCGGAGAUGAACGCCACUUCUCUAUAUGCCGGUAAUCCCAUGGAGAAUGCGGCUGCAGCAGCCGCCGCCGCAGCAGCAGGCCUCAUCGAUCCGCAUCACAAUCGGGACUUGCACCAGGCUCUGGUGGCCUCGAUAGCCAACAAUGGUGUGGCCUCCAUUGGCGGCGGAUUGACCACAGCCGCGGUCUUGAAAAGUGCCGCCCAGCAAUCGCAGCAAGCGGUACAACAGAGCCAAAACUCAGUGGUAGUAUCUGCUGGACAGGAUCAGCCCAAUCAGGAGCAGGCCCAACAGGCGGCCCUCGCUCUGCUCAAGGAGAAUGUGAAUGCCUCCGCCGGGACGGGGCAAAAUAAUGGCAGCAACAAGAGCGGUUCCUCCGGAAGAUCCACGCCCAGUUUGAGCGGAGUCAGUGGCUCUGAUCCCGCACCCGGGAAACUAUUCGUUGGCGGCCUCAGCUGGCAAACAUCAUCCGACAAGCUCAAGGAAUACUUCAACAUGUUUGGCACCGUCACCGAUGUGCUCAUCAUGAAGGAUCCCGUCACCCAGCGCAGUCGCGGCUUUGGUUUCAUCACAUUCCAAGAACCCUGCACCGUGGAGAAGGUCCUCAAGGUGCCCAUUCACACACUCGAUGGCAAGAAGAUCGAUCCCAAGCAUGCCACGCCAAAGAACCGACCUCGCCAGGCCAACAAGACCAAGAAGAUAUUCGUGGGCGGCGUCUCGCAGGAUACCUCCGCCGAGGAGGUCAAGGCCUACUUCAGCCAGUUCGGACCCGUCGAGGAGACGGUAAUGCUGAUGGACCAGCAAACGAAGCGCCACCGUGGCUUUGGGUUCGUCACGUUCGAGAACGAGGAUGUGGUUGAUCGCGUCUGCGAGAUCCACUUCCACACCAUCAAGAACAAGAAGGUCGAGUGCAAGAAGGCACAGCCCAAGGAGGCGGUCACUCCAGCCGCUCAGCUCCUCCAGAAGCGCAUUAUGUUGGGCACAUUGGGCGUACAGUUGCCCACCGCUCCGGGCCAGCUGAUUGGAGGCCGUGGUGCUGGCGUCGCCACCAUGAACCCGCUGGCCAUGCUGCAGAACCCCGCACAGCUGCUGCAAUCCCCGGCAGCCGCCGCCGCAGCCCAACAGGCCGCGCUCAUAUCACAGAAUCCGUUUCAAGUACAAAACGCCGCCGCGGCCGCCUCGAUGGCCAAUCAGGCGGGCUUCGGCAAGCUGCUGACCACAUAUCCGCAGACAGCGCUGCAUAGCGUGAGGUAUGCACCCUACUCGAUCCCUGCCAGCGCCGCCACUGCCAAUGCCGCCUUGAUGCAGGCCCAUCAGGCGCAGAGCGUGGCCGCCGCUGCCCACCAUCACCAGCAACAGCAGCAGCAUCACCACCAGCAGCAGCAAACCCACAACGCCCAUGUGGCCGCUGCCCAGCAGCAGCAACAGAACCACCACAACGCCGUCUCGAAUUCCGCUUCGCAGGCGCACUCGGCAGCAGCGGCUGCCGCUCUGGCGGCUAACGCGGCGAAUGGUGCAGGUGCUGGAGCCCACAGCUUGGCCGCUGCCGCCCAGCAGGCGGGGCUGAUGGCCGGCAAUCCGCUGAAUGCCGCUGCUGCCGCCGCUGCUGCCAAUCCGGCGGCUGCCUACUCCAACUAUGCACUGGCUAACGUUGACAUGUCUAGCUUCCAGGGCGUCGAUUGGAGCACCAUGUACGGCAUGGGCAUGUAUGUCUAAGACACGGGUCUGUUUGGUAACUUGAAUGAAACACUCACCACACACCACCACCCCUUAGUUGUAGAACCAUUCAAAAUCCACAUGGUCCCAUCCAUAAAUAUUCAUAGAACCACGCAGAAACACACUCAUUCGAAGUUGGUUUUCCUUUGAGUUUGGCUUAGUUGGUAGUCCGAUAAACGGAAGGCAAGUUAAGUAUUAUAUUUAAGGCGCCCUCGGGCGAGUUUAAUAAAUGCUAAUUAACAUAUAAAUAUAUAACAAAUCAUUUAUAUGUUAGUUAGUAUCGGACUACUUAUAGGCAACGAAAAAAAAGAAAACAAAAGGAAGCAAAGCAAAGCGAAUUCAAGGAAAAACAAAAUUCAAAACCAAAAAGCAAAAAUUACAGAGCGAUAGAGAAGCAAAAGAAGGAAAACACAUUAAAAAACCACCGAUUGUGAUUGCGUUUAAAUGUAGCCGUUAAUAUAUAAUUUUUAGUGCAUAAUAUAAAACCAUUAAACCUAAAACUAAAUUAAAAUAAACAUAAAUAAAACACUAAAAGUAAAUAUAAAUACAUAUUUAUAAAAAGCAAGAGCAAGGAAUGCAUCUUAUAAGCUAAUUCACGCUCGUUUAAUCAAGAAAGGCGCUCACUAAUUGAAAAUCGAAGAAUUUUGAAAUUUUUUUUGGAGCCCUAAACUCAGUAAUUGAAAAUCGAAGAAUUUUCUAAUUUGUUUUGGAGGCCUAAACUCAACUGAAAUGAAAGAGAAACUCCUGCAAGGGCAGUAUUAAUUAACUGAAUGAAACUGCAAAAGAAAACAUUUUGCUCAAGACAAAGAGUUAUUAAUUAAUGUUUAAACCAAGCUAACGCAACUAAAGCGAUUAAACGUAAUCGAAACUAUUAUUUUAGAAGUUUAGUUGAGUUCGAAUUUAAUUCACCCAGCAUAGAUUAAAAGAACAGAUUUAACCAAUCACCAACGGACAUCACCAACUCUUUUACACGAAACUCCCUCCCAUUCUCCAUUCUUGUAUUUCUUCAACUCUGUUCUUUGUACUUAAUAAUAUAGUAAUACGAAAACCACAAUGAACAAAACAAAUUUUUGUGGUGUUCUGAGUGUGCGACUCUUGAUUUAUAUUUAAAACUAGUUUAGUUCCCAUUCAAUCUCAAUCAUUUGUAGCAAGUAACUUAAUAACAUUUGUUGAACAUUUUGGCAUUUGCUUAUUAUUAUUAUAGUUUUGACCGCCUGAGACUAGCGGCUUCAUUUUUAGUUUAUAAGAAAUUCAAGUGAAAACAAGUCUUUAGGGCAGUACUAAUCCCCUAGAUUUUCCAACCUUUUCCAACUCGUAUUUCAAUUGCAUAACCAUCCAAACAACUCAUAAACCAGGUAACAUUAUUUUACUGUAGCUUAUUAUUUUAAAUGGCACAAUUUUAGUUCUUAAUAUUAUUUUGUAAUUACCCUUAUCUGUAGCAUUUGCAUUUGAUUUUGCAUUCGACAAAUACUUCACCAAUUGAAAAACAAGAAAAGAGGUCGAAAUAAAAAGAAACCCGUGAAAACUUCCUGGAUAGUUAUGUAUUUGUCUCAUUUAAUUCGCUUGCAUGUUUGAAGUUUAAUUUUAAUUCCUAGUUAUCAUUUGGAAAGUAAUUUUUUGCGUAUGUAAAUAUCUAGUUUAUAUACACUCAUACAAACAUUAUAUGGAAAACAAUGAAACAUUUGAAGUAAUUUUUGUGUUUAAUAAAAUCCAACGAACAAAACAACAAACAACUUUGCCAUGAGUUGAGCAAACAUUUGUGUUUUCUUAUGAUUUGAUUAAUUUGAUUGUAAAUAUUUGAUCACAUACCGUAUUAUUUGAUUUGAUUUACCUCGUAAACCACACUCUUGUAUCUGUUGUUGUGCUGUGCUGUCUUUCUCUCUAUUUAUCUGCUCCUCUCACCCAUGUGUAGACUUUAUUAAAUUUCGAUGCAUUUGCCAGUACCAAAAAGUAAAUGAAUGUGCGAUUGUGCAGAAUUGUUUUAAAUUCCUGUAGACUUUCGCCUCGAGGGGUGAGUAUGUAUUGAUGAUGUAUUAUUCGUUUUCGUAUACCAAAGAUUUUGCAUAUUAACCAAAAUGAUUUUAACAUUUGCUGGGCUGAAUUCGAGUCUUGGGAACCAUCUUCAUAUGCAGAAACUAAUUUAUUUAUUUAUUGUUUAUGCUUAAGACUCUAACACAUUCCACACAUGCUAUGGUGCCAUUUACUUAUCAAUAUUAAUAUUUAUAAUUUUUUAAACUCCUCUGUCAGAUCUCGAUCUCAGAAAAAUUGCUUUUAGCUUAAGAUUGAUUUUACCCUGCCAAACCAAAAAAAAAUACGUUAAAUUCCUUUUGAUUACGUACACACAUUUUGUUCUAUUGACAUAAUUUUUAAAACAAACCAAAUAAAAAAAGUAUAUUUAAUUACUGCAUUUUUCACUUAUUUAUACUAGCCAAUAAAGCAAGAAGUCAAAAAAUGCUUUUAAAAUGCCUAUGUUAACUGUAUACUUGGAAAAAAUUAUAAUUUAUGAUUAUUUUUCCGUUAGCUUCAACAUUUAUUCAGUGCGAGAAAUAAGGAAAUUACUUAGUUAUUUGUUCUUGUAACAGUUGCAACAGUCUGAAUUCGAUAUAAUAAACAACAUACCACUUAUAUCCAAUGAAAUGUUUUGUUUCCCAUUCUCGUACCAAAGAUAUAUACCCAAAGUAGAAGCUUGCUAAUUUUGAAAUAUAGUUACCAGAUCGAACAUACAUAUAUAGCGCCCUCUCUAUAAAUAUAUACAUAUACAUAUAUCUAUUUUUUGAUUACCAAUAUUAAUAGUUGAAUUGCUCAAUAUGGAAGGCUGGUUGAUAUGUAAAGUAAGAAAUUCGAAAAUUCCAAAUCGAAAUCUUUGCGAAAACGGAAGCUGAAUGAGACUUUUAGUUGAUUGAAAAAACAAUUACAUUUGAAGAACGAACCAUUUCAAGCCUAUCAGCCAGCCACCAAAAAUCUUUUUUUCGUGUCGUAUAAAGUCGUCGUCAAGAGUUUUUAUAUUCUGUGCAAAAAUACAUAGUUGAUUUUUAAUCAAUAUUUAGCCGGCCAAAUACUACAUAAAGAACUUGCUGUAAUAUAAUUCCAACAUUACACACUGCGAAUUGAAGUUUUUAGUUUUGUUUUAAUCGUAGGAUUACCAACUUAUUGACAUACAACAUAUUUAGAUAAACAUAGUUAUUUAUUCCUAUAUAAUAGAUACAUAUAUACACACAUUUAUGAAACAAAACGCAUGAUGAAACAUGUACAGUAGUCAAUUGAGUAACAUCCUUUAUAUAUACAACGGCAAUCUCCAAAAUAGUGCAGAGAGAACCCCAUAUCAUCUGUCACAGUUCUUUCCCCAGCCGAGAUCCCAGAAGUCCCCCAUUAGCAAGGCAUUAGCAUUAACUACAUACGUAUACCUACAUCAUACACACAUACAUCAUAUGACAAUAAGAUCAACUGUGUUUCAGCAUUCAAGUGUCAGUAUUCGUAAACCAAAUUACCUAUCAAACUGAGCAAAGUACUUAUACUAUAUAAUCGACAUGGAAAUCAAUCCGAGGGAACCUUUUGGAUUUGGAUUUCGAUUGGAAAUCGGUUUUAGAAAUUUGAAUAGUUGGUUUAGAUAGCCUUGAAAUAUGCUCUCACGAGCAACUCAAGUGGCGAAAACUUUAUAGAUAUUUACAUGCAUAUAUACAGAUAGAUACAGAUACAUAUAUAUACACACAUACGAUGAUAUUUAGCAAGACCGUGAUAUAUUCAAUUAGUAAAACCAAAACAAAAAAUUAUAUAUUAUAUGUAUAUAUCAAUUAUAUAUUGAGGCGUCUCUCAAAAUGUGUCAAAUUGCAUACUAAGAGUAGAAUUUUUGGUAUACCCAGGAAAAACCAGGGAGGAAAAGUAAACAUUUCAUCAACUGUUGUUGUGAAGGCUACAAAACAACGCAUAUCACUUUGAUGGUGUCAAAACCAGAAGUUUUCGAGAUUUACCCUAGAAAACUACACAAACUGAACUUGUGGAUAGAGAGGUUUUCUGAAGGAUACUCCAGGAAAUCUUCCUAAAUAAUCACCCAAAUUGUGAAAACCACGCAAACAUCGAGUUUUCAUUUUGGAUAUUGUUUUAGAUGACCGAUUACGAUUGCAUCCCAUAAGUAGUGUUGAUUUCAGUGACUAAUGAGGACCAAAUUUUUAGCUAAAUUCACAAAUCAGGUUACUAGAUCAUAAAAAAAGUGAAACCCCAAUUAAACUAGUUUAAUUAGACCCUUUUUUAUUUCCUGAACUGGCAUUUUUGGCUUCUUGCUUAUUGUUUGGCGUUGUUGUUUUUCUUAUCAACCAAGCGCUAUGAAAAACUGACACUAAUACAACCAAACACACACCAACACACUCUCAACAAGCUAGUCAAUUGAUGUGCAUAGGCACAAACUAAUUCUUUAAAAACAAAUGCAGAAAGUGGUAAGUAAUAUGUGAAAAAUCAACAAUAAAUGUAUAAGGUAAAAUAAAAACCAACAAAUCGAACGUACACAAUAAAAUUUAAAAGCAAUUAUUUCCCUCGACUAACCCUGGGUAAUAUAAAAACCACAAAACAUAUAAAUCACAUUAAAAAUGCUCCAAGAAACCUUUAAUUUAUCGUAUUGAGAAUUAGUUAAUAAGCUUAACAUUAAGUCCAAGUGUUAAAUAAUUUUGAAGCAAUGCGUACAAAGUAUUCGAGGGAUACUUUGACGAACAAGCUAUAUAUUUAUCGAUUGCAAAAAUUAUAUUAAAUGCAUAAUGUAUUAAUAAGAAACAGUGAAUGGCUACUUUUGCUCAUUUCAAAUGCUUAACGAAAUGCUAAAAUCAAAGACAAAACAAGUCGUAUUCAAACCUAAUUUAAGUGUUAAGCAGGAAGAAUUCAAAUAUACUACAGAAAAAUUCACAAAAACCAAAAAUAUAUAUAUAUAUUUAAAGAAGAAACAUGUUUUCUUAUAUAGCAAGGAAGGAUGUUUUCUUUUACUGGCUCGUAACAUAUCACUUAUACUGAGCUAUAUUUUGAAGAGAAAAGAAAAUCGAAACGAACGAAUUCAACACCAAGUUCAACUAAAUACAACCGAUAAUUUUUUUAAAAGGGCUAAAUAAAAGAAAAAUCAAAUACUGAGGUGAGUAAAAUUUUAGCAGAAAGCCUUGCUAAGACUUUCCUAAACGAAAACAUAACUUAGACUCGUCUUCCAGCAACUAAUUGACAUGAAAAAAGUUCUUACACCAAUAGUGACAACGGGAGAAAUAAAAUUUAGGGAAAAUGAAAUUCAUUUAUAUUUUGUCGAACACCCCCGAUGAUUUCGAAACAAUUUCAAGGGGCAGACCGAGCUCAGCUUUUGGCUAUACUUGUUACACGUAAUCAAUCAGUACAAUUUUUGCAACGAGGAAUUUUAAACGAAAAUAACCUUUUAAAGAGUAAACGGUAUAGAGCCUUGUUUUGGAUCUUGAUUUCAGGUUCUCCCGCUUAUUAUGCUCCCCUAACAAAAAUCGCUUUGACCUUUCACUACAAAAAGCACAGACGGGUGGAAAACUCUUCUUACUAACUGUUGUAAAUUUGUUUCUCCAAGAAUCGGAAUGAGGGUCAAGCAAAAGUAAAACAAACUAUAUAAUCGAUAAGCAAGUGCAUUAUAUUGAACGAUUUGGUAAACAAUUUGAGGGCUAGACAUAAGUUUUCACAUAUAUAUAUAUAUAUACAAAAAACGAUAUAACUUUUAGGCCAUAAGCAGUAUGAACCCUUUGAAUUGAGAGUGGCUUGGGCUGAGAAUCGUAUCCAUAGAUCAGAAAGUAUCCAGUUCUACUAUAACAGCCAACCUUAUAUACAUUAGUUUACGAGAUGGUUUUUAUUUGAUUAGCUUGUAACGAGAAACGAAUUAAUUAUAUACAACACCCUGUAUCUUGUAACUGUAAAAUGUAAUUGCUGUCGCUCUAUUUCUCGCUCUAUACUUGUAGCGAUGUUUAGACACCCAUAUAUAUAUUAUACUGAAACACAAUAUAGAAUUCUUUCGAUAUAUACAAAGGACAUGUAAACGGUAUUUACUCUUUUAGCCCAAAAACCCCUAGUUCCAAACCGUGAAAAUUCAAACAAAUUGCUGACAAAAAAAUAUAAUGUGAACCCUUUGUGUAAUUUUCCUAUUGAAAAACUUCGUGGCAUAAACCCUUUUUGAAUUGAAUUGAAAUGAAUAAACGAAAUGUGAAAGAAAAUUUUA